CCUACAUGCUCUCUUAAUACUCACCAACAGCUCUUCAUCGCAUCUCCAUAUCGUUAACGAAUCAAACCCCACCUCUAAUUUCCUUGAAAAAUAAAUCAUAAAAGGAAAGUUAAAAAAGCCAAAAAAAAGGCAGCAAAAAAAAAGGGAACCUUUAUGCAUCACAAAACAAGAAGCAACGAUCCCCAUUCCUCCAUCCGGCCCAUCAUCAAAUGAGGCCCGGAGAUUUUCUAGCCCUCACCAACUUACCCAUCCUUCACUUAAUCCCGCCAUUAAAUGCCUCUCUCUCGCGCAAUAUCUCGGACACCUCAACUGCAUACACUUUUUCUAGGGUUUUUUCUUCCCGAGACCGCAAAACCCUAGCUUCGACCGCAAUGUCUCGCGAAAACGCCGUGAUUAGGGAUCGGGAAUCGCUCGAGAGGAAGACGGCGGCGAUUCGAAGCGCCGGCGCGAGCAAGCUGCAGGUGAUUGCUGAUUUCGAUGGGACGCUUACCAAGUACUCGAUCAACGGUCGACGUGGACAGACUAGUCAUGGGUUGUUGCAGCAGGGGAAUACUGAGUAUGAUGAGAAAAGGCAGGCAUUGUAUGAUUAUUAUCAUCCGUUGGAGUACUCGCCGACGAUUCCGAUCGAAGAGAAGACUAAGUUGAUGGAGGAAUGGUGGGAGAAGACACAUGGUCUUCUCAUUGAGGGAGGUCUGACCUUUGAUGCUAUUAAGAAAUCCGUGGCAGAUGCUACAAUUUCUUUUAGAGAUGGUUUGGUUGAGCUAUUCGAAUAUUUGGAGGAGAAGGAUGUGCCCGUACUAAUAUUUUCUGCAGGACUCGCAGAUAUUAUAGAAGAGGUCUUCAGGCAGAAACUUCAUAGAUCUUUUAAAAACGUCAAGGUUGUAUCUAACAGAAUGGUAUUCGAUAAUAAUGGUCGUCUUAUAUCCUUUAAAGGGAAGACAAUUCAUGUCUUGAACAAAAAUGAGCAUGCCCUUGAUAUGGCCGCUCCAGUUCAUGACAAAUUAGGCGAUCCAAAUGGAUCUGUAGAUGACUACACCAUGGUGAAGAAUAGGACAAAUGUGUUACUCCUUGGUGAUCAUAUUGGAGAUCUUGGCAUGUCUGAUGGUCUGAAUUAUGAUAAUCGGAUUUCCGUUGGUUUCCUAAAUGACAAUAUAGAGAAGUCCAUUGAGAGCUACAAAGAAGCAUUUGAUGUUGUAUAUCUGAAUGAUGCAUCCAUGUGGGGAGUCGUCGAUCUUGUGUCUCAGCUAUGCCCAUCUAACCAAUGAAUUUCGUAUUGCUUUCAAGUUUAUGUUAUUUCAAAAUCUGCAUGGUUGUUGAUAAAUCUACUCAGAGGAAGAUAAAGCAUGCAGAAGUUGCGUCAAAGCUGAACCUCGAAGCAAAAAAGCUUUUUCUGUAGUUAGAGGAAGCAUUCACCUGAACAAGGCAAAUACUUGUUCUAUAGAAAUAUUGAUGGUGUUUCCAAUGUUGAUUUCAUAUUCAAUUUAUGUAUGCAUGUAAGCUCCAGCAGCUUGCUCUUCUAUUAUGGCAUCUUACUGUUUCAAGGAAUAAUGAACGCGACAAAAUGAUAAAUUUUUGGUUCCUUGUC
Asparagus officinalis (garden asparagus) is the source of this 1585-nucleotide messenger RNA. RefSeq names its product 7-methylguanosine phosphate-specific 5'-nucleotidase A. Gene Ontology annotation, cellular component: cytoplasm. NCBI's taxonomy places the organism in Eukaryota, Viridiplantae, Streptophyta, Magnoliopsida, Asparagales, Asparagaceae. Gene Ontology annotation, molecular function: 5'-nucleotidase activity; magnesium ion binding. Bases 210 to 1265 code for a protein of 351 amino acids. The record is from RefSeq and is a predicted model, not a curated record. The transcript is spliced from 8 exons.